CUAGUGUUACGCCAGCCGCACAGGCAAUCGCAAAAGUAAAACUUACUGUCGUUGGGUUUGACAUGAACUCAAAUAAAAAAUCCACGGUCAUUGAUGUCGAAUCUGAAGAUGACAUCGUUAUUUCUGGCAUCGCCGGUAGAUUUCCUAAAUCUGAUAAUAUUAGCCAGCUUCAAGAAAACCUAUUUAACAAAGUGGAUCUUGGAUCAGAUGAGGAACGACGAUGGAAUCAUGGUCACCCAGAUUUGCCUCAACGUAUGGGACUGAUUAAUAAUAUCGAAAAGUUCGAUGCAGAUUAUUUUGAAAUUCCCUUCAACAAAGUCCAUUUCAUGGAUCCUAUGAGUAGGAUGCUCAUGGAGCAUACGUAUGAAGCUAUCGUCGAUGCAGGAAUAAAUCCGAAAAAUUUAUCUGGAACAAAAACUGGAAUUUUUAUUGGAAUAUGCGCGUCGGAGUCAGAGAAAACUUGGUUAUUUGAAAAACCACAGGUAGCCGCAGCUUUCGAAUGUUACAAGACUCUAAACGCAAAUCGGAUGUCUUACUGGUUAAAUAUAACAGGACCAUCUUGCACACUCGAUUCCGCGUGCAGCUCAAGUCUCUUCGCUUUAGAGUGCGCUUAUAGAAGUAUACGGUCAGGGCAGUGUGACGCUGCCAUUGUCGGCAGUGUAAAUCUCUGCCUUAAUCCUUAUAUGGCAUUGCAGUUUGCGCGACUCGGAAUUUUAGCACCUGACGGAUUCUGCAAACCUUUUACCAACGAUGCAAACGGUUAUAUGCGUAGCGAGACAAUCGGAGUCGCAUUUUUACAAAAAGCAAAGGUGGCUAAGAGAAUUUAUGCAACCGUCAUCUAUGCGAAAACUAACUGUGACGGAUACAAGGAACAAGGCAUUACUUUCCCGUCGAGCAAAAUGCAACAAACUUUACUUGAAGAGUUUUACAAUGAAUGCGGUAUUUCACCGACUUGCUUAGGCUACAUGGAGGCUCACGGCACCGGCACUUAUGUUGGCGAUCCAGAAGAAAUCAAUGCACUCGAGCAGGUUUUCUGCAAGAACAGGCAAACUCCUCUAUUAAUCGGCUCUAUCAAGUCAAACUUGGGCCAUUCUGAAGCUGCUAGUAGCAUGUGUCAAAUUGCUAAGGUGAUAAUUGCAAUGGAAACUGGCUUAAUCCCGCCAAAUAUAAACUUCACACAAAUACGGAAAGGUGUUAAGGCUUUAGAAGAUGGAAGCAUACGCGUGGUGACCAACACAACACCGUGGACUUCUGAAUUUAUAGGUAUCAAUUCGUUUGGUUUUGGUGGAGCCAAUUGCCACAUCUUGAUGCGAAGUAACACAAAGGAUAAGAUCAACAAAGGAGCUCCGAAUGAUAAUCUGCCCAGACUCGUUGUCCUGUCUGGACGUACCGAACAAGCAGUUGAAUCAUUUCUAAAUGAGAUCGAGAACCGGCCGAUAGACGUCGAAUAUGUACGGCUAUUGCAUGAUCUUUACGCUGACGAGAUGAAAAAUCAUCCUUACAGAGGAUACGUGAUUGUCGAAUCUAAAACGCCGAUCAAAGCGGCAAAUGAAAUACAAUAUUAUUCAGGUGAAAGAAGACCGAUUUGUUUUGUGUUCUCCGGAAUUGGAUCGCAAUGGAUUGGCAUGGGUCAAGCGCUACUGCGAUUCCCAGUAUUUUCCAAAACCAUAGAAAAAUGCGAUACGAUUUUAAAAAUGCAUGGAAUGUAUAUCAUUGACAUAUUAACGAGUAAACAUAAAGAUACUUUUAACGACAUAUUGAAUUCACUUGUGGGCAUCACCGUAAUGCAGGUGGGAUUAAUCGAUCUCUUAAGAUCCGUAAAUAUCGUGCCAGAUUUUGUCGUUGGUCAUUCAAUUGGUGAACUCUGCUGCGCAUAUGCGACUGGUAAUUUCACCCUUGAACAAGUGAUUUUAUCGAGGCAAGCGCAGAAUGACCGAGACGGAUUGCGCAUGCAAGCGCAGGAUGACCGAGACGGAUUGCAGAUGCAAGCAAGAGGAAAUAUCGAAAAGAUUCAGCGCGAAAAUGAAAAGCACUACGAUAAACGAAGAAAAAAGACAUUCUGUCAUCGUGAGAGCGAUCUCGUCGCAAGUAAGCGGACGCAACAAAAUCCAGGUCUCAAGUUGGCGCCUGAAUAUCUUGGACCGUACUCUCUAAAAGAGGAAGUAAUGAACACAAAAGAUAUCUACAAGGAACUCAGACUACGCGGAUAUCAAUACGCCGGCAUAUCGGGUUUGAAGAGUUCGUCGACUACGGGAAAACAAGGGCACAUAGCUUGGAUGUACAAUUGGGUAACAUUUAUGGAUAAUAUGCUGCAAAUGAAAAUCCUCGGGAUAGACACGAAGAGUCUUCACGUUCCCACGGAAAUACAAAAGUUGGUAAUCGAUACGAAACUUCACAUACAGCAAAUACGGAACGCAGCAGCUAACGAUUAUCAGUUUCCUGUGCGUGUGUACAAAACCUACAACGCGGUAGUAUCCGGCGGUGUGGAAAUUCGCGGAAUCAAAGCUACUUCCAUAAUUCGUCGAAAGCCAGCGGAAGAGCCCGUUCUCGAGGAGUACAGAUUCAUAGCUCAUCGCGACGGAGCCGAGGUUUCAUGGCGGGAAGGCGUGAUGCUGUCGACGCAUCUUGCUCUGGAAUAUCAUCAAGUGAUAAAAGUAAAUAUUAUCGAGUUGAUCGAAGAUGAUGACAAAGUAGAAACAGAUGAAAUAGCAUCAACAUUGUUUAUCGAUAUCUUGAAUGAUCUACCGUCGCUUCAACCAAACAUUACUCUGGUGAGCAGAACCGAUCGCUUCGAUUGCGUUACUCUUCCUUCAAAAAUCACAAUUUCGCAAUCGAAGAAGUUGCCGAAUGACGAUAAUGCGAUAUUAAUCACAGGAUACAAUUUGUUCACGAAGAACAGGAGCAAGACCUUAAAAGAAAUUUUGCCGGUGUUACAAAACAAUGGAUUUUUAUUGACACGAGAACAGUCCUUCACGAAAGACGACAUUGCGACUGCCGAAAAGUACAAUUUAGCAGUAGUACUUGAGAAACGCACGCAGAAAGAGCACAUUAUACUGUUAAAGAAGAGAGAACAGUCGACGAGGAAAACUGAAGUUAUUCACGUAAACAAUUAUGAGUUCUCUUGGUUAGAGCAGCUUAAAUCGAUCUUGAACGCGGAGAAUGAGUAAAACGCUGUGAAAAUAAUUUUAGUCAGCGAGAAAGAUUCGGAAUGCGGCUUGUUGGGCCUCAUCAAUUGCUUGAGGAUGGAACCAGGUGGCGAAUCGAUCAGAGGACAUCUUCCGUUAUCGCCGCUGACACCGAAGCUCGUGUACCACGCAUUUGUCAAUCAAUUGGUGAGCGGUGAUUUGAGUUUAUUUCGCUGGAUCGAGGGCCCGAUUACACCGGAUUAUAAGGAGAAUAAUCUCGUUCACAUAGCUUACUCGUCUAUCAAUUUCAAAGAUGUAAUGAUAGCAUCCGGCAAACUUGCAGGAGAUGGUUUCAAUUCAACUCGUGGACGUCUCGAGGAUUGUAUGGUGGGUAUGGAAUAUGUCGGCGUCAAUAAUACUGGACAGAGAGUAAUGGGAAUUUGGGAAAACAGAUCCAUAUCAAAUAUGUGCACAUCCGCCAAAUACUUAUGCUGGAAUGUUCCCGACGAGUGGAGCAUGGAAGACGCUGCAACGGUUCCGUGCGCUUACGGCACGUGCUGUUACGGAUUAAUUAUCAAGGCAAAUAUGAAAAAGAGCGACACAGUACUUAUCCACUCCGGUACCGGUGCCGUGGGCCAAGCUGCGAUUCAUCUUGCGCAUCACAAAGGUUGCGAGAUAUUCACCACCGUUGGCACUCCGGAAAAGCGAAAGUUUAUCAGAGACACGUUCCCGUUCAUCCCAGAGAAUCACAUUGGAAAUUCGCGCGACAACAGUUUUGAGCAAAUGAUAUUUAAUCAGACCAACGGCCGUGGCGUGGACAUUGUAUUGAACUCGCUCGCCGAAGAGAAACUCCAAACGUCCAUCCGUUGCCUGGCGAAGGACGGGCGUUUUCUGGAAAUAGGCAAAUACGAUUUUAUGGCCAAUAAUUCGUUGAACCUGUCGAUGCUUUCGAAAGGAAUUUCAUUUUACAGCGUUAUGUUGGAUAAUAUAUUCACAGCUCCGGAAAAACUAAAAGAACGUUUGAACAUGGAAGUGGCCAUAAAUCUUGCAAAUAAAGCUUUUCAACCGAUUGCCAGAAAGAUUUUCAAAAAAGAUGAAGUGGAGGCUGCAUUCAGAUACAUGGCAGCUGGAAAGCAUAUAGGAAAGAUAAUCAUAAAAAUACACGAAGAAGAUGAAUCUAUGAGCGCACCCAUUCUUGCACUUCCACGUUAUUACUGUCUAUCAAACAAAUCAUACAUCAUCUUAGGCGGCUUGGGUGGCUUCGGCUUAGAAUUAGCCGACUGGCUGGUUGUUCGUGGCGCUCAGAAUCUGGUGUUCAUCUCGCGCGCCGGAGUAAGAAACGGAUAUCAGCAGAUGAAGAUCGAUCGUUGGAAAUCUUACGGAGUGAAAGUGCUAAUCAUAUCGAACGUCGAUGUAUCGGACGUCAAAGAUUGCGAAUAUAUGCUGAAAUCGGCAGAAAAACUGGCACCGGUGGACGCUAUAUUCAAUCUGGCUGUGGUAUUGAAUGAUAAAAUUUGCCGGAAUCAAACUGUAGAGACGUUCCAGGAGCCCUUCAAAGCGAAAGCUUGGGCCACGAAGAACUUGGAUCAUUUGACCAGAAAGAUAUGUCCUCAGCUUCGUCACUUUGUUGUGUUCUCUUCGGUAUCUUGCGGCAGAGGAAAUGCCGGACAGACCAAUUACGGUAUGGCAAAUUCCAUCAUGGAGAGAAUUUGCGAGAGACGAGUGCAAGAGGGUCAGCAUGGACUAGCGGUUCAAUGGGGUGCGGUCGGCGAUGUCGGCCUCGUGGCUGAUAUGCAAGACAACGACAAAGAAAUGGUUAUCGGCGGCACUUUGCAGCAAAAGAUAACUUCCUGCAUCGCGAAACUCGAGGACUUUUUGUUACAAAAACAGCCUAUAGUGGCGAGCAUGGUUGUAGCCGAGAAGCGGUUGAACACUUUUGGCGCAUCCAGUAUUGUCGAAACUGUGGCCAAUAUUAUGAAUCUGAAGGACAUGAGUACCGUGGCUCAUCACAUGCCUUUGUCCGAGCUUGGAAUGGACUCGAUGAUGGCCGUGGAAAUUAAACAGACCUUGGAACGGGAGUAUGAGAUUUUCCUUACCGCGCAGGAUAUUCGCGAUCUCAAUUUCGCUAAGCUCGCCAAAAUGUUUGAGAAAGAUAUGAAGAACGAGGAACUCGCCGAGAUAACAGGAAUAAAAUUGCUCAUUCGCAUAUCAGGCGAUGAUCAAUUGAUACCCGAUGUUUGUAGAAAGCUUUCGACGAAAAAAAGCACGACGGAAAGCGAAAUAUUCCUAUUGCCAGGUAUAGAGGGUUGUGCAAACGUCUUUGAUUUGCUGGUGCCAAAAAUCGAAGGUUCAGCGACGCGUUUGCAAUACAACACGCAUAACAUCGGCACAGACUUAACAUCAAUAAAAGAUAUCACUAAUAGCCUUUUAGAGCACAUUUUGAGCAGAGAACAAAAAUUGCCACAGAAUUUUGUACUAGUCGGCUAUUCGUAUGGAUCGACAAUUGCAAUUGAAUUAGCGCGGAAGUUAGAAGAAAUGAAUCUCAAAGGCCGAUUGAUACUCAUCGAUGGAGCACCCGAGCAUAUAAAGGCAAUGGCUAAUAUAAUUUGUCCUUUCACUGCGUUAGAUGAAUUUCAGAAUAAUGUUCUUUUGGGUAUAAUGGAUUUGUUUCAACCAGCAGCUAGUGGAAAGUUUGUGUUGGAGUUGAACAAAUGUACUAAUACUAAUUGGGACGAAAAGUUAGAAAUUUUUUUGAAACAUGUUUCUUCGGCUUAUUCACAAGUAAUGAUUGACAAAAGAAAAGCUUUGUGCACAACAAUAUAUAAGCAUUUGAACGGUCUUCAUGAAUACGAUGUGACACAAGUACCGAAAAUCGAAUCACCUAUAAUACUUCUGAAGCCCACGACAUAUUCGUUACUUUUUCCUCAAGAAGACUAUGGCUUGCACAAGAUUACUAAAGGAAAGAUAGAAAUACAAUAUGCUGAAGGCACUCACAUAACAAUAAUGGACAAUGAGAAAGUCAUUGCUGUAAUUAAUGAAACAAUUAAUUCCAUCGAACCUAUUAAAAGCAUGCAAAUAAUGGGUAAUAAUAAUAUGACAUUUGUUUAAAAUAUCCAUACUAGACAUAGAAGUUAAUAUGCAAUUUAAAAUACUAUAUGUAUUCACAAUAUAUACUAUAUAUACACAAAAUCUAAAUACU
Molecule: messenger RNA, 6324 nt
Organism: Linepithema humile (Argentine ant)
Lineage: Eukaryota; Metazoa; Arthropoda; Insecta; Hymenoptera; Formicidae
Source: RefSeq, a predicted model, not a curated record